This is a messenger RNA of Carassius carassius (crucian carp), 1143 nucleotides long. Its product is annotated as DNA-directed RNA polymerase I subunit RPA34-like. The coding region runs from base 154 to 1032 and encodes 292 amino acids. NCBI's taxonomy places the organism in Eukaryota, Metazoa, Chordata, Actinopteri, Cypriniformes, Cyprinidae. The transcript has 3 exons. Gene Ontology annotation, biological process: transcription by RNA polymerase I. The record is from RefSeq and is a predicted model, not a curated record.
CGUAUGUAAAAGUCUUUCCGGGUCAAAGUUUCCCUUGCAUCCACAUGUGAUUCACAUGUUUACACGAGCAUUUGUAUUCAGAGGAACAAACUGGUGAUACUGACGUCGGAAAAUAUUUAUUACACACUGUUAUAGUAAAAGCAUAGCGGCGCUAUGUCGGAGAGUGAAGAAGAAGCUUGUGAACGCCUGACAGAAACGCAGAGAGUUCCAAAGUACCAAUGUCCGGCCGACUUUGUGUCCAUGCCGUAUGAUUCCUCUGCAAGUGUCUUACAGGACGAAGAUGGAGAGAAGGAAUUAUGGAUCAUCAAAGCUCCAGCUCGCUUCGAUCCUAAAUGCUUUGAAAACCUCCAAGUUCCCUUAUCAGGACUGGAAAUGGUCCAGUCUUCUGGCGCAACCUCUCAGAUCUACAGCGUCCUCAGCAGCAGAACGCCACCAUCAGAUCUCCAUCUGCUCAUUUCCAAAGGGAAACAUCAGAAGCCUGUUCUCUGUUCCUCUGGCUUCAGUGGAAUCCUCAAGAUCUCAGAGAGCUACGGAAACUGCGGUGAGAACCAAUGUCCCGUUCCCAUCCCUGCCGCUCCAGCUCCAUCCAUCCCAGCUGGUCUCAGGCAACGGUUCCAGCCUUUUGGGAGUUCCUUUGAACCUCACAUGCAGGAUAAAGCCACCAUAGUCUCUCCAACUGUUCCCAAGAGAACCAGUCAGGAACCCAUCGAGGGCGAGGAUCGGAAAAAGAAGAAAAAGAAAAAGAAAGACAAGAGGCAAGAGGACAGUGAAGCAGUUUUUAUCAAAGAAGAACAGGCACAAAUUGACUGUAAUCAGUUAGAAUUCUCUGAACUUAAGGAGGAAGAGCCGACGACGGAGGAAAGGAGGAGGAAGAAGAAAAAGAUGAAGAAAGAGAAGGAAAGACAUAGUGAAGACAUGGUUGAUGCAAGUUUAAUAUCUAAAACGGAGCCACUGGAUCCUUCAUACGAUGAUUACAUUGACACACCAGGGAAAACGAAAAAGAAGAAAAAGAAAAAUAGUCGACAUGAGUAGACUGUCGUAAGAACUAGGGAUGAUUUGUCAUGUUCACAAAUGCUUAAUGUAAUAUUUAACUGUCAAAUGCAAUUGAAAAACUGUGUCUGUCUUGAAAUAAUUCAAGGUUUC